AUGGCGAGCGCUCGUCAAACACCCGAGGGUAUACAUGGUUUACAAACAUUAGUUCGAAAUAUUGUUUCUGAUAUUGUUGGCGAGAAUAGCAGUACUUCAGGAACAGGAAAUGCAAAUUUACCGCCCUCAAAUGUCGGUCCUGUGAAUCCUGUCGAUGGUCAAAGCAGCGUGACCCAAGAGCUACAUGCAAGAUUUGGUGUUCCUCGACAGGUGUACAGCCCACUUCAAAAUUAUGGCAGAUCGAGAGAGCCAAGACGAAGAAAUAGACGUCAAACGUAUUUGACAAAUCCACCUAUAAGAUCUACAAGUAACACUAGAGCUCCACAAACUGUGUCUAAGAGUGAUUUUUACAUUAAAAAUGUAAUCUUGCUGCCAGCGCCAUCCUACAAUACGGUGCCACGAGGGGACACCAAGUCGUACUUGAUUUCCCGUGGGCUUAUGAUUGAUGCUUUUGAAAUAGAUCAGAAAUGGGAGCAGGAAGAACUCAUUGCAAGGCUCCACGAAUUGUUCAAGAACGUAUUGCUGAAUGAAAGCCAGUCUGUUGUGAAGUAAGUGUGUGUAUAUUCUUAAUAUAUGACUAUGAGAGUAAACAGCUUUUAUACGGAAUCUUUACAUUAUCUACUAAGUUUAGUGACGUAUUUAAAGUUGCAGAAAAUAAUUGCAUCACCACUAAAUUUUGUUCAUAUACAGGACAUACAGUGCACUCACUUCUGUCCACUUUAUAUUGUCAUUGGAAACCACCCAGAGGCAUGGGUAGUGAUUUGGGAUAGGGUAAUAAUGGGGCAUUCUAUUUAAUAUAUGUAUCUCCCUAUUGAGGGGUCUGGAUGCAUGUCCAAUGGGGGAGGAGGGGGUCUUCAUCUUAAAAUUUCCUGAGGGAUAGCUUGAGAGAUAUUUUUAAAAAUGGCAAACAUUAGGUAUUUUAGUGAUAUGCAAGGGGUGGGGACAAUAUCCUAUGGGGUAUCUUAAAAAAGUUGCAUCCAAGGGGGUUCCAAAAUUUUUAUAUCCUAGCUAAGGGGAUUAUGAAGGGACUCCUCAAUAGGGCUACGUAGGGUGCCUAUAUUAAAUGGAUGGCCCAAUGCUCCUAUUUAAUUAACUCAUUGUUUCAGGUUUGAGUUUGUUAAAUCAGGAGGAACAAAAAUCUCAUCUGUAAAUCUUCCACAUGGACAACAUCUAAGUGCCAGGAUCUUAAAACAUGUGGUUGGAAAUGGUCCAGUGUAUAUUCGAGCCCUAGAAAAGCUUUCAUGUGAGGUAAGUAAAGCUUUCAUAAUUGGUGAUAACAAAAUAAAAACCCAAAUAAAAAUAUAGGUUAGUAGUGGAAGGACAUUUCCUUUACUCCAUGUCUAUAUAUGCCAACUAAUGUAGUCUCCUAGUAAGCCCCCGUCUCAAAUAAGCCCCCCUCUUUCCCCUUCCCCCAUCAUUACUAAGCUACCACAAAAGUGCAUGAAAACAAUAAGGCAUUAUAAACAAUUGCCAGAGUAAGAAUUCUAUCAGAGUAUAUAUACAUGUUUGUUUUUAAAGAUUCAACCUGGGGAUGAAGAAUCAGAAUUUUGGACAGAAUCACUUGGUCCAGUUCCACCAACCAGUACUGAUUCCGAAUGUUGUGAAAUAACUGAAUGCUUAGAGCAAGGUUUGUACCCUAUAUAACGUAUCAUGGCUUCAUUUGAUUACUAGCUAGGACCUGAAUUCUUUGCCAGGAUUAUCCUUUUUUAACCAAAGAGCUGUCAAACAUUAAUUCUGGUCUUAGUAUGGUUAAAUGAGUCCAUGCAUGAUAUGUCAUAGUGCAAAGCCUAAUUAGUUGGUCCAUCUUGUAAAAUAAAAUAUCUGAAUUAGGUUUAAUUGGUGUUUUUAUUUUGGACAGAAUCACUUGGUCCAGUUCCACCAACUAGUGCUGAUUCAGAAUGUUGUGAAAUAACUCAAUGCUUACAGCAAGGUUUGUACCUGUUUUAAUGUAUCAUAUGGCUUCAUUUAACUACUAGGACCUGAUUUUUUUGCCAGGAUUAUCCUUUUUUAACCAAAGAGCUGUCAAGCAUUAAUUCUGAUCUUAGUAUAGUUAAAUGAGGCCAUGGUAUGUCAUGGCGCAAGGCCUUUAGAAUUAGUUGGUCCAUCUAGUAAAAUAAAAUAUCUGAAUUAGGUUUAAUUAAUGUCUUUAUUUCGGACAGAAUCACUUGGUCCAGUUCCAGAUUCAGUACAAGCAAGUUCACACAAUUCAGAUGCUGAAACUGAUAUGGUGAAAGUUUUACAAGAAAUAUUUCCUGACAAGCAAUACAAUGAGUUAUUUUCUGUUUCUUCGAGAUCAGCAACCUUGCAGGAAGCCAUAGAUAAGUUGUUGGACACACAAGGCACAAUAGAUGAUGGUAAAGAUAUUCAUAUGUGAUCUAGUGUUUUGGACCUUUGAACCAUAUACCACUGACUAUGUAUAUGAUCCUAGUACUCAACACACUAAGGCCCCCCUUACACAACCCCGGGCCAACCUGUCUACGAAUAAAUCUCUAUUAGCGUUUACACGAUAGCCGGGUCAACCUUUCACACCUCACCAACCCGGGGCACCCUCGAGACCCGGGUUGGCGAGGUGUGAACACGUGAAAAGUUUACUCAUUUCUUCAUGUAAAGCCGGGUUGGCUUGACCUGGGAUCAUGUAAAGUGCGGUAAAUUCCUGAUUGUGAACUUUUCACCUAUCGUCAUAUCGCAUUUCAACAUUUUGUGUGCAUAUUUUCUCCAUCUCUGUUCAGUACAGACAUAUAAAAUCAUACAGUAUAGCAAAAGUAUCAAAACCAAAAGAAAAAAACGCUCAACCCGCAUUUUAGUGGUGUUCUGAAAUUUUUCAUCACCUAAUCCUUUCACUGAAGGAUUAUAAGACAGAGAUGGAUUAUAAAAUUGUAGAUUUCAACUCCGAUGUCGCAAUGUAUUCAAAGUUGCACGAAGGUAUGGUGUUGGUGUUCGAUUCCGAAUAUUUUGGUCCAGUAGAUCUUCCAGUACAAGAUAGCGACUAUAGGAGCUAUCAAAAAAGGAAGAGUAAAAAAUAACCAGCUGUGGCGUGCUGACCCGGGUUAAAAAAAUCAGCCCCGUGUCACAGCGGAUUUGAACUCCCCGCAGAUAUGGACCCCCCGGUCCAUAUCCGCUAGCGGAUAUGUACCCCCUUCCUCGGAAUUGGACCCCCUAAAAUCAGUCACAAAAAGAAGAAAUUUUCGAUUUAAGAAUUAAUUAUACAAGUAGUUGUGGAUUAUCUGUGAUGAAAUUAUAGAUAAUAUAUGUAUUCUCGAGAUCAAAAUAAUCGGCUUUGCGUAAAAAUCUAAACGAUAUUAAUAAAGUAAUCCCAAAAUGAGAGCAUUUGCGAAAGGUUUGCACAACAUUUAUUAGCUAAUAACAAUAUAAUAACAAAUUGAUUAAACAUGCGAUGUAACAACAUGUAUGAUAACUAAUGGCAUGACUCAACUAUCUUGGAAUUUGCUUAAUGACGAAAACAAGUUAUUGAGAUGCUAAUUUUAUAAAAGUUUAGGCUUGAAUGGAAUGCAUCACUUUGUUAUGGGUAUGUUAAGGCAAAAAUAAUUUGAAAUAUAUUUUCAUUUUCCGUUUUUAUUUCAGCAGUUAAGUGUCAGAGCAGAUAGCAAUUCCAAGGAGUAAAAUGCUUGUGUGAAGGCUUUCAUGUGCUUCUCGCACAUUCCAAGAUCAUAGAAAUAAACUCAUGUAGCAGAAAAAUUAUAAAUCAUAAACUUUGACAGAAUUCUUUAAUCUAAAAAUCUAUGAUUUGAUGGAAUUUUUUAAUCUAAGAAUCUUCGUACGGUUUUUAAAAUAAAUCAGAUGAGAUUUAUGACGAUUUAAAACACUUUCAGUACAAUAUUCGAAAUACAAUACGUUGCAAUGAUAAAAAUACGCGAGGGGUCCAAAUUCGCGAGGGGAGUCCAAAUCCGCUACCGAAUAAAGACCCCCAUAGGUCCAUAUUCGUUAGCGGAUAUGGACGUCCAGGUCCAUAUUUGCUAGCGGAUUUGGACCGGGGAGGGGGUCCAUUUUGAGGGGGGUCCAAACCUGCUGGGACACCGGGCUUGUGUAAAGGGGGCCUAAAUCCCUAACUAAUAGCCAUAAAAUUGCUAAUUAAUCCCAUAGCCUUUUGCAAGGACAGUCUGUGGUAUACAUCUGGGGCAGGAGCAUGCGUGGGUUGCCAUAAAUGCUGAAAAUGCUGUAACUGAUAGUUUUAAAAGUUAUAUGAAAACCUGAUGACCUAUUAUUUAGGAAUAUAGCUCUCUCCUCCGCAGAGGCUUUGUGUUUUGUUUUGGUUUUGUUCGAAGUUUGCAGGCGGGAUAGUCGCGGGCUAGGCAGGCUGGGGGAAAAUUAUAGGGGAUAAAUAGGGCCUAGCCUGAGACUUAUCCCGCCUGCAAACUUAAAACAAAACAAAAACAAAACACAAAGCCUCUGCGGAGGAGAGUGGGAAUGUACAGGAUCUAGAUACAAGGACAGAAUAAGAACACAUAAAAGUCGCUCUGUGAAAACCUUCUAUGCCCUUUUUAUAGUGUGCAUUUGCAGCAAGUGACUGGGAUACUUGCUGUACAUACACAGUAAGUGCUGAGGAUUGUAAAACCAGAGGUGUAUACCUCUAGUUACAUGCUAAUUUUGCAGAUUUUUCUUGUACAAUUGCUUAAAAAAAGUGGUUGCACAAACAUCAAAAGAUCUGAUAAGUGUGAUAUCGAUUUCCAUAUGUCUUACUGAUAUUCAUAGCAAAAUAUAGACAUCAUGUAUUAUCCACAGCAACUAUCUGGUAAUUUACAUGUUAUUCAUGUAACCCCAUACAAUUUUCUUCUUGCAGAUUAUCAUUCAUUAGCAGAAUAUUAAUUGUUCAUAUUUUUUACAAUAAUAUUGUUUUUUCAGAUUCAGAAGAAAUUUGGAUGCUGCCGUUAUCAGCUAUAAAAUACCAAAAGCUGAGUGGUGUAGAAGCACUAAAGCAAUUUAUAAAUCGUAUUAGACUGUUGGACGAGGAUCAACAAUAUCUUAACAUCACAAGGGAAGAAAGUAUCAUUAGCCAGGUCAUUUCAAAAUACAAAAAUCCAAGGUUUGACAUUAGAAAGCCAUUGUAUGUUAGUUUCAGAAGUUCUGGAACUGCCGAACUUGGCGUAGAUGCAGGUGGCCUAACAACAGAAUAUUUUUUCCAAUUGGUCAAUGAGCUAGUAAGAGGUGAUCUGAAUGGGAUAAGGCUAUUUGAAGGAGCACAAGGCCAUCUGCUUCCAAGGUUCGAUUAUGACCUAAUAUCUGGAAAUAUUAUGAAAUUAGUUGGCCGGAUAAUUAUGCAUUCCAUUCUCAACAACUGCAGGGGUCUCAGUGGGCUCUCACCAGCAGUAGUCACCUAUAUUGUCACUGGUACCAGAGAUGCAGUUUUGGAGAACCUGGACAUCGAAGACAUACCCGAUCCUUGUCUUAGAGAAAACCUAAGAGAGGUACAAAAUAUUUAAAUUGUUGAUGAUGUGCAAAUGGAUAAAUCAAGGGAAAGAUUAUAUUCAAUGCUAGAAUUUUAUGACUAGAACUUUAGGCUCCUUUGACGGAAAUUGAACAAUCGAGUAUGCAAUGCAAAUUGGAACUGUUCCUGGUUAAGUCUAAAAUUUUGCAUCCUUAAUUUGUGAACCCUUGAUUUGUCCAUGACUCCCUAAGCUAUAUUGAGGAAAUGGCUAAAUUUGCCCAUCCCCCUGCACAAACGUUCAGGCAAACAACCUAAAUUGCUUGAAAAAUUCUUACAGGUAGUAGGAAUAUAGGAAGCUGGGGGACAGCAACCCUACAAUGUUAUGUACUGGUGGGCUGGUGUGCCUUUGCCCCUUCUCCACCGAAUUACAGUAUUGAAUUGAAAUUGCAAAAAAUAUUUGAUUUUGAUGAAAGGGCCUAUGAGAUGAUUCUAAACCCCUACCGCCCGGCCUGCCUAAGUAUUAGUGUUUAAUUAACAAGCUUCCUGCAGUCUUGUUUGACAGAAGUCAAACAAGACUGCAGGAACUACAGUGAGUCGAUUAAAUUCUAUUCAAUUAUAUAGCUCUUAUCAUGCAGCGGGGAGGAUUUGAGCAAGUUUAUGGAUUAUAACAACCCUUCCAACAUUGCUGAUAUAAUUACAUCAUCUGGUUUCCCCCAUAUUCAAGUAACAGACACAAAUAAAAAUUUGGCAUAUGAAUGUUGCUUUGUACAUGAAGUAAUUACCAAGCGAAUUCCUUUACUCGAUGACCUUCGAGAAGGCCUUAUGUCUGAAAGUUCCAUGGGAACAGGUCUGCUAAAUUUGGCAAGCAUGCAUAAAGAAGUCAGAGAUAUAGUCUUUCCACCACCAUCUGGCCAGAUUGACCUGGUUGAAUUGAAGAGAAUGGUUCAGUACGAGCGUGGCUUUAUGCGUAAUCCUGAUGCUGUGGUUGCUAGAGAUUUUAUGAAUAUGUACAUGGAAGAAAUGAGUCAAAGAGGUAAUGUACAUGUUCUUGUUAAAAAGUCUUUAAUUUUCUUACAUUUGUAAACUGCAUAUUUAAUGAAUCAAGCAAAGGGCAGGGCAACAUGGGUAUUUUCAUGACUCAUGAUUGGGUAUUACCUGUGCUUCGUCAGUUAUGCAGUGCCUUUUUUAACUAUAUAUCUGGGGGGGGGGGAAAGGAUUUUGCCCCCCCCCAGUAAAACCAUUUCUGCCCAGUAAAACCAUUUCUGCCCCCGAAGUGCGAAGUAGAAUUGCUCAUGAUUGCUGUCAGAAUUGCAGUUGAUUUACUUGAUGAGAUUAUGCCCUUCCAUAGCCUCCUCCACAGCCAUCUUGUGUGUAAUUCAUAUUGUUCUAAACCAAGUAUUUCAUAAUAGCGAUAGAUUUCAUGCAAACAAUCCGAUAAAAUACUAGCCUUUCCAAGCCUUGCGACUCUCCUCUGCAGAGGCGUUUUGUUUUGGAAGGUUUUAUUGCAAAUUUUUUUUCUUAAAAAUAUCAAGUUAUAUUAAGAAUCCCCUCCCCCCCCCAAUCGCCACAAAAACCGUUCGCCAAACCUCAACGGCUCAUAUUUUUCGUUCUGCUUUUUUUUCCUGUCCCCCCCCAGUGAAAAUUCCUUAUAAAAGGCACUGCAGUUAUGAAGAUCCCCCGGUGCUUCGUCAGUUAUGAAGAUCCCCCUGUGCUUCGUCAGUUAUGAAGAUUGUCUUGCAGGAGUCGUAAAAAUAUCCUGAUUGCAAAGAUCAUGAAAAUUAAGUUUAUUUUUUUUGUGAAAUGCAAAAUGAAAGUUUGUGAACUGGUGAUAAGACCCCCUUCCCCUGCUUGUUAUUUUACUGGGUAAUGCCAUCCCAUUUUAUUGUCAAGACCUUGCACCUUAAUAUAUGGGUUUUGUUGCUCCAAGCUUGGAGAAAAAAAAAUCGUUGGGAUAUUACCCAUUGUGUGAGGGCAGAGGGGGUAGUAGUAACAGCCAUUGGCAAUGCAUUUGGCCAGACAGCGAUACUUGUCAGUUAAAGUCUAAUUGACAGUUAAUGUGUAAGAACUGUAUUAUCUUCUUUGUUAGAGGGGUCUGAUGAUGAACAAUUGGGUGAUUUACUUCAGUUCUGGACAGGCUGGCCAUCCUUACCAAUGAUGGAUGAAACACUCACUAUCACAUUCCUUGCUAAAGAGCCAUCAAAGGUAUUAGCUGUCGUAGAUACCUGCUUUAAGUCUUUAGCAAUCCCAACAAUUCACAGUUCUUACGAAGCUUUUCGGGGGAAAAUGGAUCUUGCAGUCGGGCAUGGAAAAGUUGGAUUUGGCAGGUUGUAA
Molecule: messenger RNA, 7714 nt
Organism: Paramuricea clavata
Lineage: Eukaryota; Metazoa; Cnidaria; Anthozoa; Malacalcyonacea; Plexauridae
Source: the annotation of a GenBank genome assembly